AUGGAGAAGCUCCUGGAACGGAUGAAAGGGGUAGUCAAGGAUCCAGAUCCCUUCUGGCUCUUUGAGAACAGCUAUCCGAACACACUGGAUACGAUGAUCAAAUGGCGUGGUUAUGCUAAGAAGAUCGACCCAGAGACGAAAAACGAAACCGUUACUGACGAGGAAUCUUUCCAACCACCCCCGGAAUCUGGUGUGAAUCCCACAGAUAACGGGGCCGUCACUCAGAACAACCCUCAACCAUCUUACAAUCCUGUGAAGGUUUUUGACUGCAAAUGGGAGCUGGAUUCCCUUGCCUCCUUUCUACAGAUCUCUACGGCAUACUAUGAGCGCACCAAGGACCUCAACGUUUUUCAGAAAUAUGACUGGAUUGAAGCCGUGAAAGCUGCUGUAGAUGCAGCUGGCGCUAUGAGACUGGGCACUUAUGCACCCGAGGGAAAGGUCGAGAAGUCGGCAUGGACUUUCACUGGAUGGACGAACCGUAGCUCAGAGACUCUGACCAACGAUGGUUUGGGAAACCCAACCAAGGGGAACGGUAUGGUCAGGUCGGCCUUCAGACCUUCAGAUGAUGCAUGCAUCUACCAACUUCUUGUCCCAGCUAACAUGAUGUUCGCCAAAUACCUGGAACAGGGUUCCCUGAUCAUGGAAAAGCUGGAAGGCGACCAGGUAAAGAACCUCACGACGGUCAUGCGGGACUUCGCCCUUGGAAUCAGUGUUCCUUCUCUCCUCUCCAUCCCACUCUUCAGCUAUGCAAACUCCUCGUUCCCCUUUCCAGAACCCGCCAAAGGCGAUCCUAAACGGGACCACGCCCAAAUCUAUAAGAACACGCGAGACUUCAUCCUCAGCGACAGUAAUCCGUAUUUUGCCAAAGGGCCGGCGUUAUCUGCUAUCGGGGGUCCGCAUCUUAGCCCUGGAAAGGGCUGGCCCAUGGCGGCUAUUAUCAGAGCUCUUUCUGCAUUCCGGAUUGGAUUAGGCGAGAAGAAGCUAGAGGAGGAAGUUAAGGGGCAGUUGAGCAUGGCGUUGAAUUCUACUGGCGGAACAGGCGUUAUACACGAGAGUGUUAACGCGUGGAAUGCGGGUGAUUGGACCCGGGCUUGGUUUAGGUGGGCAAAUGGGUUGUUGGGGGAGUUGGUUUUGAAGAUUGAUGAGGAGAAGAAGGAGUGGUUGGCGGAGAGUUGGCAGGAUUGA
Molecule: messenger RNA, 1185 nt
Organism: Venustampulla echinocandica
Lineage: Eukaryota; Fungi; Ascomycota; Leotiomycetes; Helotiales; Pleuroascaceae
Exons: 2
Coding region: 1-1185 (394 amino acids)
Biological process (GO): carbohydrate metabolic process
Source: RefSeq, a predicted model, not a curated record